Messenger RNA from Trichogramma pretiosum, 3484 nucleotides. RefSeq names its product leucine-zipper-like transcriptional regulator 1 (gene Lztr1). The transcript has 8 exons. Gene Ontology annotation, molecular function: protein binding. The record is from RefSeq and is a predicted model, not a curated record. NCBI's taxonomy places the organism in Eukaryota, Metazoa, Arthropoda, Insecta, Hymenoptera, Trichogrammatidae. Bases 457 to 2913 code for a protein of 818 amino acids. Gene Ontology annotation, cellular component: Golgi apparatus.
GUAGUAGUAGUACGACGUUGUUUUGCUGCUGCUAGCCUGUGCUGCAAUCAGCCGCAGAGCAGCAUGACGAGAUACGUCCACCCCCGCGCGCGCGCGCUCGCCUGGCGCAGUUGCCGAGACCCACGCGCGAAAUUAUAAUGAAUGAGACGCCCUGUUGAUACGUGCUAUAUCGUGCACAUGAAUGAUCGAUCCCACACAGGCGCGCUGCGCGGUACUGCAAAACACAGGCUAGUCCGUGUGUAUAUAGGAUAGGAGUCAUCUGCCAGUAGUGCGCGCUCGUUCGUCGUCGUGUGUGCAAAAAGCUCAGUGUAUCUCGAGUGCAAUUGCUCGUGCAUCGACUCCUAUACAUAACGUGGAUGUGUCAACGAACGUACGAUAUGUCUCGUUAAUUGAUCUCUGUAUACACGGAGAGGAUUAUAGCAGAGAAAAAGGAAGAGAGAUCGACGCAACGUCGCAAUGGAUAACGUAGCUGCCACAGAGUGUCUUACUUUGGACUUUGGCCCCUUCGAGACGGUUCAUCGAUGGCAGCGAAUGCCCGAGUGCGAUGAAUUCGUUGGCGCUAGGCGUAGCAAGCACACAGUUGUGGCAUACAAGGAUGCGAUCUACGUCUUCGGGGGAGACAAUGGGAAGCAAAUGCUGAACGACUUGUUGCGAUUCGACGUGAAAGAGAAGUCGUGGGGAAGAGCGUUCUCCACCGGUGGUCCUCCAGCUCCAAGAUAUCAUCACUCCGCCGUGGUCAAUGGAUCUUCCAUGUUUGUCUUCGGUGGAUACACCGGAGACAUUCACUCCAAUUCAAAUUUAACAAAUAAGAAUGAUCUGUUCGAGUAUCGCUUUCAAACUGGACAGUGGCUCGAAUGGAAAUUCACUGGAAAAACACCAGUGGCAAGAUCGGCUCACGGAGCAGUAGUUUAUGAUAACAAAUUGUGGAUUUUUGCUGGAUACGAUGGUAAUGCUCGCUUGAAUGACAUGUGGACAAUAUCUCUACUGCCAGGAGAACCAAAAACUUGGGAAAUGGUUGAUCAAUCCGGAGAUUGUCCACCGACAUGUUGCAAUUUUCCAGUAGCAGUCGCCAGAGAGUCCAUGUUUGUGUUCAGUGGCCAAAGUGGUGCUAAAAUAACCAACAGUCUCUUCCAAUUUCACUUCAGAGAAAAGAAAUGGACGCGCAUCUCCACGGAGCACAUCCUGCGACGCGCGCCACCGCCACCUGCUCGCAGAUACGGCCACACGAUGGUGAGCUUCGACAGGCACCUCUACGUAUUCGGCGGUACGGCGGACUCGACCCUGCCCAACGAUCUGCACUGCUACGACCUCGAUACUCAGACCUGGCACGUGAUCGCUCCGUCGACCGAUAGCGAAAUACCCUCGGGUCGGCUGUUUCACGCGGCGGCCGUGAUCGGCGACGCGAUGUUCAUCUUCGGCGGCACCGUCGACAACAACGUGCGCUCCGGCGAGACGUAUCGCUUCCAGUUCUCCGCCUAUCCCAAGUGCACCCUUCACGACGACUUCGGCCGGCUGCUCAACUCGCGACUGUUCUGCGACGUCGAGUUCGUCGUGGGCGGCAGCAGCAGCAGCAGCAGUAGUAGCAGCAGCAGCGACAAGGAGCAGCAGCACAAGGAGGAGACCAAGAUACCGGCCCACAUCGCCAUGGUCGCGGCCCGAUCCAAGUUUCUCCGGCAGCGAAUCAGUCGGGCGAUCGAGCGCAGAAAGGAGCGACUCGAGGAGCUCCACGGCACCGCCGAUCUGCCCGCCAAGGAGGUGCCGAUGUUGCAGGUGAGGCUGCAGGACGCCGUGCCCGAGGCCUUCGAGAUGGUGCUGAACUACAUCUACACGGAUCGCAUCGACCCGACCAAGAAGAUCGAGGACCCGCUGAGCAAUCGCAUAGUCCUGCUGAUGAUGGACGUCUAUCGGCUGGCGGUGCAGUUCAACAUGCGCCGACUGGAGCAGCUGUGCGUGCACUACCUCGAGGCCACCAUCAGCCACGCCAACGUGCUGGAGGCGCUGCGCAACGCCGACUGCCUCAAGCAGCAGCUGGCCUUCAUCAAGGAGCUCUGUCUGGGCUUCGUGGUGCGCGACGGCAAUUACAAUCAGAUCGUGAUGAGCAGCGAGUUCGAGUCGCUCGAUCGGCCGCUCAUGGUCGAGAUCAUCAGGCGCAAGCAGAGCGCCUCGGCGUCCUCGGGCAGCAGCAGCACCGGUGGUGGCAACGGUGGUGCUGGUGGUGUUGGUGGCGGCGGUGGCACGAGCAGUAGCGGCGGCGGCGGCGGCAUCGGCAACAAGCACCACCACCACUACCAGCAGCUCAACAAUUACGAGCGCGACACGGGCACGACCCUCGAGCAGGACAUGGAGCACUUUUUGAACAGCAUCGGCCGGGAGUUCUGCGACAUCACGCUGAUGCUGGACAAGGAGCCGAUACCGGCCCACAAGGCCGUGCUCACGGCCCGCUGCAGCUACUUCGAGGGUCUGUUCCGCUCGUUCAUGCCGCCCAACAAUACCGUCAACAUACAGAUCGGCGAGAUGAUACCGUCGGCCGCGUCGUUCCGCUCGCUGCUGCGCUACAUCUACUACGCGGACGUGUCGAUGCCGCCGGAGGACUCGCUCUACCUCUUCACCGUGCCCGUCUUCUACGGCUUCACCAACAAUCGGCUGCAGGCCUUCUGCAAGCAGAAUCUCGAGAUGAACGUCACCAUCGAGAACGUCAUACAGAUACUCGAGGCCGCGGACAAGAUGCAGGCGCACGACAUCAAGAACUACGCGCUCAGCCUCAUUGUGCAUCACAUCGGCAAGGUGGUGCGACUGCCACGUCUCAAGCAGCUGGAUCGCGGACUGCUGCUCGACAUCCUCGAGGCCGUGGCGGACGAGCGCGCCGAGGCGAGGACCUGCCAGGACAUGACCAGCGGUGGCGCGGAUUGCUGACGUUGCUCCUUUUGCCAGCCGCCAAGGACAUCGACGACGACGACGAGGAAGAUGAGUGAGCAGCAACAGCAGCAGCAACGGUACAGGCAGCGUCAGAGCUAUCAGCAGAGGCAGCAGCGCGAUUGGCGCGUCUCGACGACAUCGACUUUUCACGAUCUGUGUCGCUUGAAUUUCACCAUGAUCGGCCGGACGAUACUCUUCAUCGGCGACUGCUAUCUGGAGCGGGCGGCGCCGAUCACCAAGUGCUUCUCGACCACCCAGCAGCAAGCCGAGUUCAUGGCCGAUAUAUCCAGCAACAACAACAAUAAUAAUAACAAAGAUAACAACGAAAACAAUGGCUCCGCAGCCGGUAAGCACUCGUUGAGCUCCUCCGAUCGUCGAAGCGAUGGCGGCGGCGCUCAUCAACCCAGCGUUUUGCGACGCACCCUCUACGGUUUGCCCGACUUGAAGAUCAAAAAGUUAUUUUUGUGAUCGUUGCACGGCUAGAGAGAGCUGUGGCUCUUGUGUAUUUGUUUCUUUUUUUUUUUGUGAACUAAACCAAAAAUGAGUACUGGGCGUUUAUUGAACUGUA